Apis florea (little honeybee) is the source of this 322-nucleotide messenger RNA. RefSeq lists its product as uncharacterized. Gene Ontology annotation, biological process: extracellular matrix organization. Lineage: Eukaryota; Metazoa; Arthropoda; Insecta; Hymenoptera; Apidae. Gene Ontology annotation, cellular component: collagen trimer. The record is from RefSeq and is a predicted model, not a curated record. Gene Ontology annotation, molecular function: extracellular matrix structural constituent conferring tensile strength.
AUAAUUCGUGGAAAAAUUAUAAUUUAAUUUUUUAUUGGUUUGCAGGGCGAGCCAGGUAUACAAGGUUUUCCCGGAGCCGCAGGACUACCGGGUAAAGCCGGUUCACCCGGUGUAAUGGGACCAGACGGUUUGGACGGGUGCAACGGGACCGAUGGACGUGCCGGUUCACCAGGGAUACCCGGUGUCCACGGCGAACGUGGUCCACCGGGGCCGAUGGGAGAUUACGGGCCCAUCGGCGAACCCGGCGACGGGGGCAUCAAUUCCGUGGGCGUGAAGGGGGUUCGAGGAAAUCCCGGCAUGAACGGACUCGAGGUGAGCAAAA